AUGACAAUUUCAAAUCUACCAAAAAUUGAAUGUAUUGCAAGAGCAAGACUACCUACCACUACUGGUGGCCCAGACAUAUUCUUACAUCUAUAUAGAAAUGAUAGAGAUGACAAAGAACAUCUGGCCAUAGUGUUCGGCGAAGAUAUAAGGUCAAGAUCUCUUUUCAAAAGGAAAUCCCAAAAUGAAACUCAACAAGAUAGAAUGAUAAGAGGAGCUUACGUAGGUAAACUAUACCCUGGAAGAAAAUCUGCAGAUGUCGAUGAAAACUUGAAUCUAAAAUUAGAAUUCGACCAAAAAACAGGCGAACUUUUGUUCGACGAAAGAACUACCUGGAAUAGAUCAAAUAACACCCUAGUAAGAAUACAUUCGGAAUGUUACACCGGUGAAAACGUCUGGUCUGCAAGAUGUGAUUGUGGUGAACAACUAGAUCGUGCCGGAAGAUUAAUCGCUGUGGAUAACGAAGAACACACUAAUAUCAAAGGUGGUGACGGACAUGGUGUCAUAGUCUAUCUAAGACAAGAAGGCCGUGGUAUAGGUCUAGGUGAAAAGUUGAAAGCUUACAAUUUACAAGAUUUAGGUGCAGAUACUGUUCAAGCAAAUAUAAUGUUAAAUCACCCUCCUGAUUUAAGAGAUUUCUCAAUAGGUAAAGCUAUUUUGAUUGAUUUAGGAAUAAGUAACAUAAGAUUACUAACAAAUAACCCAGAUAAAAUUGAUCAAAUCAACUCCCCUCCAGUACUAAACUGUACCGAAAGAGUACCAAUGAUCCCAAUUAACUGGUUGGGCGAUGAGAAAGGUAUAAAAUCAAAAGAACUAGAAGGUUACCUAAAGACUAAAAUCGAAAAAAUGGGUCACCUCUUACAAAAACCUUUGAUUUUGCACCAUCAUCCAAAUGAAAAGGAAGAAGUUUCAGCAAACACAAUAGCAUAG
Vanderwaltozyma polyspora DSM 70294 is the source of this 927-nucleotide messenger RNA. It is a transcript of the gene RIB1, whose product is annotated as GTP cyclohydrolase II. Lineage: Eukaryota; Fungi; Ascomycota; Saccharomycetes; Saccharomycetales; Saccharomycetaceae. The record is from RefSeq and is a predicted model, not a curated record. Bases 1 to 927 code for a protein of 308 amino acids. The transcript has a single exon. Gene Ontology annotation, biological process: riboflavin biosynthetic process. Gene Ontology annotation, molecular function: GTP cyclohydrolase II activity.